Molecule: messenger RNA, 403 nt
Organism: Cotesia congregata
Lineage: Eukaryota; Metazoa; Arthropoda; Insecta; Hymenoptera; Braconidae
Source: the annotation of a GenBank genome assembly
UUACCCUUAUAGGAAAUGACAAUCGGCCCGAGCUUGGCCAAGGCUUGGCGUAAUGCUCAUUAACUCUGGGGCAAGCUUGAAAUCCAAGCUUGGCUCAAGUCCGUCUAAGCAUACAAAUGAUAACUUCCUGCCAAGACUGAAUAUCAGUACUGAGCCAAGACUGAGAAUAAGUAUUGUUCCAAGGCUGAAAAUAAGUAUUGUGCCAAGGCUGAAAAUAAUAAACCAAGACUUGUCACUUGAAUAUUGGCUGGAUCUUGGUUCAAGACUGGCAAACCAAGACUUGUUAGAUAGAUAUUGGGUGGAUCUUGGCUCAAAACUGAUCAACCAAGACUUUGGCAAAGAAACGUACACUACUGGCCACAAACGGCACUUCUACCCUAUUGCUUUAUCACGAAAUUUUUGA